Halteromyces radiatus is the source of this 1469-nucleotide messenger RNA. Its product is annotated as transcription initiation factor TFIID subunit 6. The record is from RefSeq and is a predicted model, not a curated record. Lineage: Eukaryota; Fungi; Mucoromycota; Mucoromycetes; Mucorales; Cunninghamellaceae. Gene Ontology annotation, cellular component: SLIK (SAGA-like) complex; transcription factor TFIID complex; SAGA complex. The coding region runs from base 51 to 1418 and encodes 455 amino acids. Gene Ontology annotation, molecular function: protein heterodimerization activity; transcription coactivator activity; RNA polymerase II general transcription initiation factor activity. The transcript is spliced from 6 exons. Gene Ontology annotation, biological process: RNA polymerase II preinitiation complex assembly; transcription initiation at RNA polymerase II promoter.
CCAUUUUCAACCAUCAAAUACAUUUAUUUUAUUUUAGUCUAUUUUCAAACAUGAGCGCAAUACCUAAAGAUACUAUUAAGAAUAUAGGCGAAUCACUCGGUAUUUCGAAUUUGAAAGACGAUGUUGCAACUGCUUUAGGACAAGAUGUUGAUUAUCGAGUUCAGGAACUUAUUCAGGAAGCAACCAAGUUUAUGCGUCAUUCCAAACGAUCAAAACUUAUGGUGGAAGAUAUCAAUGCAGCAUUACGCGUCAAGAAUGUAGAACCAUUAUAUGGAUAUGGUUAUGGAGAUGCCAGCAAAUUCAGACGUACUACGGUCAACAAUCAAAAUAUUUAUUUCACAGAAGACGAAGAAGUGGAUUUCGAUACAAUACUGAAUAAACCUCUACCCAAGAUCCCAUUGGAUGUUUCAUUUACUGCACAUUGGUUAGCUAUUGAAGGUGUACAACCGGCUAUUCCUCAAAAUCCAACUCCAAGCGAUGCCAAAUCUGAUUUAUUGACCAAAAAGACAAAGACACAAACUACAACGAACGGUAUAUCAACAGAUCAAGUCGAUGUCAAACCUCUUGUCAAGCAUAUAUUAUCCAAGGAACUCCAAAUGUAUUUUGAACGGAUCACCGAUGCGAUUGUCAGCGAAGAUGAACGACUACGAUCCCAAGCAUUUGAAAGUUUACGGAAUGAUCCCGGAUUACAUCAACUUUUACCAUACUUUGUGCAACAUAUUCAAAAGAAGGUGAUUCAAAAUCAUAAGAAUCUAGAUGUAUUGGAUGCCAUGUUAUCAACGGUUUAUUCCAUAUUGAAUAAUAAACAUUUAUUCGUGGAACCCUACUUACAUCAAUUGAUCCCAUCUAUUUUAUCAUGUUUGGUUGGUCGAACUAUUUGUGAAGAACCUUUGGAACAAGAUCACUGGAGUACACGUGAUAGAGCAGCAUCUUUGAUUGCAUCUAUCUGUCAUCAAUAUGGAAAAUCAUAUCAUACCUUACAACCACGUAUUGCCAAAGCUUUACUACGCGCAUUCUUGGAUCCAACAAAACCUCUGACAACACAAUAUGGUGCAAUCAAGGGACUCUCUCAACUAGGAACAGAAGUCACUCGUGUACUUGUGGUGCCCAAUAUCAAGUUUUAUGAUCAAAAUUGUUUACAACAUGCUCUUAGUAGUACAAGUCCAUUGAAAUUGGAAGGUGCUAGGAAAUGCCAAGAAGCUUUAGUGGAUACAUUAUUACAAAUCUCAAAGGAAGCGAAAGAGACUGCUCUACAAGAACAAAUAAAAUUAGGAUCCGAAAUGGAAGAUGGUGAAACAGCCUCUGAACAAGACCAGGCCAAGUUACUUGAACAUGUUGGGACUUUGGUUGGACAACCAUUUUUAGAAAAAGAACAAGGAAAAAUAGCUAUUAAGGAUAUUUUGGAACAUUUACAAUAAGUUUAUUUAUAGAAUUUGAUCAAUAAAACUUGUUGAAAUAAUAAAAAAAGG